This is a messenger RNA of Synchiropus splendidus (mandarinfish), 2463 nucleotides long. RefSeq names its product grainyhead-like transcription factor 2b (gene grhl2b). Gene Ontology annotation, molecular function: RNA polymerase II cis-regulatory region sequence-specific DNA binding; DNA-binding transcription activator activity, RNA polymerase II-specific. NCBI's taxonomy places the organism in Eukaryota, Metazoa, Chordata, Actinopteri, Syngnathiformes, Callionymidae. Gene Ontology annotation, biological process: regulation of transcription by RNA polymerase II; neural tube development; brain development. The coding region runs from base 266 to 2086 and encodes 606 amino acids. The transcript has 16 exons. The record is from RefSeq and is a predicted model, not a curated record. Gene Ontology annotation, cellular component: nucleus.
AAUAGCCGAGUACAUGUCUGCGGGGCCUGUUUGCGUGGAUGGUAGCGGAGGACCGUGUGCACAAAAGACCACUCUCUCUACCUGCCAGGUGAAGGAGCUGGAGGAGGAGAGCCGCAGAGGAGGAGGAGGAGGAGGAGGGUGGAAAGAAGCGGGGCGAGAAAAAGUCGACUUACCUGUAGACCAACUUCUGGCAGCUCACUCGCUCUAUAACCUGCUCCGACUUGAAAGUCCAGUUCCACAAGAAGACUCGUAGAGGAAGCUAAAUAUGUCACAGGAGACAGACAACAAGCGAUUAGUGGUGGUGGUCCCCAACGAGAGCUCCUUCCCGGCCGUGCGCAGAGCCUACACCAGCGAGGACGAAGCAUGGCGGUCGUACCUGGAGAAUCCGCUGACGGCGGCUACCAAGGCCAUGAUGAGCAUCAACGGCGACGAAGACAGUGCCAACGCCCUGGGGUUGCUCUAUGACUACUACAAGGUCCCAAAAGAGAAACGGCAUCUACCAGCUGCCAAAGUCAUAGAGGUAGCAGAAGAGCAGGAGAAAAGGGCUGCACUGAGCAACAGCCAAAGUGAAUUGGAGACAGUAGACAACCGUGUCCAGGUCCUCAAAACCGUCCCGGUCAACCUCUCACGAAACACAGAGCACUCAGACACCAAACGGGAUCCUCUAAGCGGUUCCGCUGGACUGGGCUCGGGGGAUGGAGGCGCACCAGCGCUGGCCCUGGUGAAGUCCGAGGCGUACGCACCCAUCUUCAUGACAGGAAGCGGCCUCCACUACAGGGUAGAAGCCGAAGAGUCUGCGCGGGUAAUCUAUGAGCAGGGUUACGAGGUCACGUCCGUCAGCUCCUAUGUGAAGGAUGACCACCACAGCCCGCCUGACAGUCCAUACGAUGAGGACAGAGACGCGAAGUUCCACACACCUUCUUCUUUGGCUGCAGACGACUUCAUUUCUUCGUAUGAGCAGGAAGCAGUUGACAGCUUUCAGUACACACUGGAUGCAACUCGGUCGCUGCGGCACAAGCAGGGUGAAGGACCAAUGACCUACCUGAACAAGGGUCAGUUCUACGCCGUGACACUGAAUGAACUCAGCGCCAACAAGCGCCUCCGUCACCCCAUCAGCAAAGUCAGAAGUGUGAUCAUGGUUGUGUUCAGCGAAGACAAGAAUCGCGACGAGCAACUCAAAUACUGGAAAUACUGGCACUCACGGCAGCACACGGCCAAACAGAGAGUCCUGGACAUCGCUGAUUACAAAGAAAGUUUCAACACCAUCGGCAACAUCGAAGAAAUCGCCUACAACGCCAUUUCCUUCACCUGGGACGUGAACGAGGAAGCAAAGAUCUUCAUCACAGUCAACUGCCUGAGCACGGACUUCUCAUCUCAGAAGGGGGUCAAAGGUCUGCCACUGAUGAUCCAGAUCGACACCUACAGCUACAACAACCGCAGCAACAAACCGCUGCACCGAGCCUUUUCUCAGAUCAAGGUCUUCUGCGACAAGGGUGCAGAGCGGAAGAUCAGAGACGAGGAGCGAAAGCUGUUCCGCAAAAAGUCAAAAGGAAAAGAUGGAAGCGCCGGUGUGAUUACGAUGUCAAAAAAGUCUGACACGACCUAUUUCAAGACCAUGAGCGACCUGGAAGCUCAGCCGGUUCUCUUCAUUCCAGACGUUCACUUUGGGAACCUGCAGAGAGCCGGACAGGUGUUCACCUUCAACACGGAGGAGAUGGACAGAGAGGGAAGCGUCCUGGUGAAGAGAAUGUUCCGGCCCUCAGACGACGAGUUCUGUCCGUCGCCUCAGAAACAGCUCAAAGAAGAGACUCACAAGAGAGUGUUAUUGUACGUCAGGAAGGAGUCGGAGGAAGUUUUUGAUGCUCUGAUGCUCAAAUCUCCGACGCUUCAAGGCCUGAUGGAAGCUAUAUCAGAGAAGUAUGGCGUGCCCACCGAGAAGAUCGCCAAGGUGUACAAGAAGAGCAAGAAAGGGAUCCUGGUCAACAUGGACGACAACGUCAUUGAGCACUACUCCAACGAAGACACCUUCAUCCUCAACAUAGAGAGCUACGCCGACGCCUACAAGGUCACGCUGAUGGAGAUUUGAGUUGCCUGAGGAGACGCAUAGACUGUUGCUAACACCUCCGUUACUGGUCCACUGUGAAGCUUCGCCAGUCCACCAGGACUCUGUGAUGAACUCUUUAUUCACUCAAGACGAGGACAAACACUCUGUUGCCAAACACACACCAGGAGUAGCCUCUUGUACAGGGCGUAGUCCAACUAGCAUCAGGCAGUAGCCCCUCUGCAUGCAGCUUGUGUUUUGAAUAGUUAUUUAUUUAAUGACUCCUUUAGUCGCCCACAUUUCUCCAUUUAUGAGCAUUUUAAGUCCUGCGUAUUUCACCCAGACCUUUUAUUUAAAUGUGAAAAUGUUUUUUUAGGGCACAAACAAUGUACUCAAAAAUACAUGUGUAAAUAUAUGUUCAA